Molecule: messenger RNA, 10601 nt
Organism: Eptesicus fuscus (big brown bat)
Lineage: Eukaryota; Metazoa; Chordata; Mammalia; Chiroptera; Vespertilionidae
Gene: MYO15A
Product: myosin XVA
Exons: 65
Coding region: 1-10596 (3531 amino acids)
Cellular component (GO): myosin complex; cytoskeleton
Molecular function (GO): ATP binding; cytoskeletal motor activity; protein binding
Source: RefSeq, a predicted model, not a curated record
AUGGCCGAGGACGAGAAGAAAGCCAAGAAGGGGAAGAAGGGGAAGAAGGCCCCCGAGCCGGAGAAGCCCAAGCGGAGCCUGAAGGGGACCUCCCGGCUGUUCAUGGGCUUCCGCGACCGCACGCCCAAGAUCUCCAAGAAGGGCCAGUUCCGGAGCGCGUCCGCCUUCUUCUGGGGCCUGCACACCGGCCCGCAGAAGACGCGGCGCAAGCGGAAGGCGCGCACCGUGCUGCAGUCCACGUCCAAGCUCAUGACGCAGAUGCGCAUGGGCAAGAAGAAGCGCGCCAUGCGGGGCAAGAAGCCGUCCUUCAUGGUCAUCCGCUUCCCCGGCCGCCGCGGCUACGGCCGCCUCCGGCCCCGGGCCCAGUCGCUCAGCAAGGCCUCCACGGCCAUCAACUGGCUCACCAAGCGGUUCCUCAUCAAGAAGGCCGAGGAGGCGGGCAGCGAGCAGGCCGCGGUGGACGCCUGGCUGAGCCGCUCGGGCUCCCGCGUGGGCUCCCGCAAGCUGCCCUUCCCCUCGGGCGCCGAGAUCCUGCGGCCGGGGGGCCGCCUGCGGAGGUUCCCGCGCAGCCGCAGCAUCUACGCGUCCGGGGACCCCGUGGGCUUCCUGCCCUUCGAGGACGAGGCCCCGUUCCGGCACGCGGGCUCCCGCAGGUCGCUGUACGGGCUGGAGGGCUUCCAGGACCUGGGCGAGUACUACGACUACCACCGCGAGGGCGACGCCUACUACGACCAGCGGUCCCUCCCCCAGUACGAGGAGCCGGACCCCGGCCUGGCCCCCUACGGCGCCUACGGCGCCUACGGCCCCUACGACCCCUACGGCCCCUACGACCCCUACAGCGCCUAUGACCCCUACGGCCCCGCCUGGCCGCCCUAUGGAGACCACACCCACGGGUACCCGCCCGAGGACCCCUACGACUACUACCCCCUGGACUACUAUGGCGGCCCCUACCACCCCACGCCCGCCUACGGCUACAGCUACAGCUACGGCUACGAGGAUCACGAGCCGCCCUACGCUCCCCCGGGCGGGUAUGCGUCGCCCUACAGCUACUACGACGGCGAGCCUUACCCGCAGAGCUACUACCUGGACCCCUUUGCACCUUACGGUGGGCCAUACCUGCCCUAUGACUUCCCGUACGACGUACCCUCGUUGGAUCCCUACGGGCUGCCCUAUGAGGCCCCCUAUGGCAUCCCCUACGCGGAAGGCGUCUAUGGUGGCGGGGACCAGGCCAUAUACCCCCCCGAAGUGCCCUAUCUGUAUCCGGAGGAGUCGGCCUUUGCAUACCCGUGGGUGCCACCGCCCAUCAUGUCACCCCACAACCCCUACGCCCACCCCAUGGAUGACAUCGCGGAGCUGGAGGAGCCAGAGGAGGCGCCCGGGGAGCGGCAGGGAACCUCCUUCCGCCUGCCCAGCGCCACCUUCUUCGAACAGCAAGGCAUGGACAAGCCUUCCAGGUCCAAGCUCUCCCUCAUCCGCAGGUUCCGCCUCUUCCCACGGCCCCAGGUGAAGCUGUUUGGGAAGGAGAAGCUGGAGGUGCCCCUGCCCCCCUCCUUGGACAUCCCCCUACCCUUGGGGGAGGAGGAGGAGGAGGAGGACGAGGAAGAGGUGUCCCCCGUGCGCACCCGGCCCUACGCCCACCCCUUCUGGGGCUUCCUCACGCCGCGCCAGCGCAACCUGCAGCGGGCCCUGUCGGCCUUCGGCGCCCACCGCACCCCCCGCGGCCUGGGCUUCGGCCCCGAAUUCGGGCCCCCGCGCCCGGCCACCUCGCUGGCGCGCUUCCUCAAGAAGACGCUGUCGGAAAAGAAGCCGGUCCCGCGGCUCAGCGGCAGCCAGAAGGCCCGGCGUGGCGGCCCGGCCGUCCGGGAGGCGGCCUACAAGCGCUUCGGCUACAAGCUGGCGGGCAUGGACCCCGACCGGCCCAACACGCCCAUCAUGCUGCGCCGGGCGCACGACCGCGCCCCGCCCCGCGCCCCGCCCCGCGCGCCCCCGCCCGCGUCCGCCCACUGGAGCGCGCUGCUCGCCCCGCCCGCGCCCCGCGCUCCCAGCCCCGCGCCCGCGCCGCCCGCCCCCUUCUCCCCCGCACUCUCGGGCCGGCCCCUGCCCGCCUCGCCCUACGGCUCGCUCCGCCGCCACCCGCCGCCCUGGGCCGCGCCGGCGCACGUGCCUCUCACCCCGCAGGCCGCCUGGUGGGCCUUCGCGGAGCCCCCUCCCGUGAGCCCCGAGGUGCCUCUCGACCUGCUGGCCUUCCCUGGACCCCGGCCCUCGUUCCGGGGCUCCCGGCGAGGGGCAACCUUCAGCUUCCCCGGGACCUCUCCCCCGGCGUCUCGGAGGCAGGCCUGGCCCCCGCUGCCCUCUCCGCAGCCCUCGCUCCGGAGCCUGCCCGGCCUGGGCUACCGCUCCCCCUUGGGGCCUGCGUCCCCCCAGCCCUCCGUGCGGGCCGGCACCUUCCAGCCCACCUUCUCGCCGCUGCCCCGCCGCCCCCGAUCGCUGCGGGAGCCCCUGUCCCCGCGCCGCGUCUCCCGGCGGCUGGGCCCCCCGCAGCCGCCCUUUCCUUCGCCUCUGCUGGGCCCCAGCCGGCGAGGCUCGCUCAACCUGCCUUCGCGCUUCCCGCACACGUGGCGCCGCCUCAGCGAGCCGCCCACCAGGGCCGUGCAGCCCAGGGUGCGCCCGCCCUUCCGGAGGUCCCUGGGUCCGCGGUCGUGGCCUGCGGCAGUGGCUGCGGCCGCGGCCGCCGCGGAGCUCGAGGAGGAGAGCCGGCAGGAACCUGAGGACUCGGACGUACCCUGGACAGUGCCCCCUCUGGUCCCCAGCUGGGACGUGGACAUGCCUCCGCCCCAGCGCCCAUCCUCGCCUUGGCCAGGACGGGCAGGCAGCCGCCAGGGCUUCUCCAGGCCACCGCCUAUACCCGAAAACCCCUUUCUCCAGCACCUGGGCCCUGGGCCGUCCCCGGACUCCCAGCUGGAAGACCCAGACUCUGCCUUGACUGGUGUCUUCCUGGGUAGACACCAUGACCCGGGGCCUGGAGAGCUCACCAAAUCCGCCAGCCCCAGCCCUGAGAAGCCCAAAGAAGAGGCCUGCCCUGGGAACCCCCGGCCACCGGCAGAGCCUGAGCCGCCAAGCCCAAAGCCCCGCAGGAACUCUCCCCCAGAGCAGAAGGUGCUAAGGCUCAGCCUCUCCCACCCUCUGGCCGCAUGUGAUAGGAUGAGGGCCACGUGGCCACCGCGGCGCCGCUGGGGAACAUUGCCCGGUGCCCCAGGCCCCUCGGAGCCCACGGGUGUCCCAGGGCCUCUGCCCAGGGCAGGCGAGCGGCACCAGCCAGGUCCUGGGCGUCUUGCUGUAGUCCUGCCUCGGGUACAGAAACUGAACUCUCCCCAGCGCGCUGGUCCUGCCACUCUGCGGCCCCCCACCCAGCUGACCCAGGACCCAGAACCCAGCCUCAAGCCAAGAGCCUGGAGUCUGCUCUGGUCCUCUCUCUGGCUGCCAGCGAAGACCCACCGGCCCUGGCCACAAGUACAUGCCUGCCCCCCUUCCUGCCGCCUGGGCCCCGAAGCUGCCGUUCUGCCCCACAGGGGCCCCUGGGAAGAGGUUAGCCUCAAAAGCUGGUGGAAUAAGAUGCACUCCAUCCGCAACCUGCCAUCCACGCGGUUCCUGGAGCAGCAGCGGGAGGACGGUGUGGAGGACAUGACACAGCUGGAAGACCUCCAGGAGACCACUGUGCUGUCCAACCUCAAGACCAGAUUUGAACGGAACCUCAUUUACACCUACAUCGGCAGCAUCCUGGUGUCGGUGAACCCGUACCGGAUGUUCGGGAUCUACGGGCUGGAGCAGGUGCACCAGUACAGUGGACGGGCCCUGGGAGAGAACCCCCCGCAUCUCUUUGCAAUUGCAAAUCUCGCCUUCGCCAAAAUGCUCGAUGCCAAACAGAACCAGUGCAUAAUUAUCAGUGGCGAGAGCGGCUCUGGAAAAACUGAGGCCACAAAGCUGAUCCUGCGCUACCUGGCCUCCAUAAACCAAAAGCAGGGCAUCAUGCAGCAGAUAAAGAUCCUGGAGGCAACACCCCUCUUGGAGUCCUUCGGUAACGCCAAAACCGUUAGGAAUGACAAUUCCAGCCGCUUCGGGAAGUUUGUGGAGAUCUUUCUGGAAGGGGGCGUGAUCUCUGGUGCCAUAACCUCCCAGUACCUGCUCGAGAAAUCCAGGAUUGUGUUUCAGGCCAAAAACGAGAGGAACUACCACAUCUUCUACGAGCUGCUGGCUGGGCUGCCUGCCCCGCUGCGGCAGGCCUUCAGCCUGCAGGAGGCUGAGACCUACUACUACCUGAACCAGGGCGGGAACUGUGAGAUCUCCGGGAAGAGUGACGCAGAUGACUUCCGCCGGCUCCUCGCUGCCAUGGAGGUGCUGGGCUUCAGCGGGGAGGACCAGGACAGCAUCUUCCGCAUCCUGGCCUCCAUCCUGCACCUGGGCAAUGUCUACUUUGAGAAGUAUGAGACAGACGCACAGGAGGUAGCCUCGGUGGUGAGCGCCCGGGAGGUCCAGGCCGUGGCCGAGCUGCUGCAGAUCUCCCCUGAGGGGCUCCAGAAGGCCAUCACCUUCAAAGUGACCGAGACAAUCCGAGAGAAGAUCUUCACCCCCCUGACUGUGGAGAGUGCCGUGGAUGCCAGGGAUGCCAUUGCCAAGGUCUUGUAUGCGCUGCUGUUCGGGUGGCUCAUCACCAGGGUCAACGCGCUGGUAUCCCCCCAGCAGGAUGCACUGUCCAUCGCCAUCUUGGACAUCUAUGGCUUCGAGGACCUGAGCUUCAACAGCUUUGAGCAGCUGUGCAUCAACUACGCGAACGAGAACCUUCAGUACCUUUUCAACAAGAUCAUCUUCCAGGAGGAGCAGGAGGAGUACCUCCGCGAGCAGAUCGGCUGGCGGGAGGUCGCCUUCGCUGACAACCAGCCCUGCAUCAACCUCAUCUCCCUGAAGCCUUACGGCAUCCUGCGCAUCCUCGAUGACCAGUGCUGCUUCCCCCAGGCCACAGACCACACAUUUCUGCAAAAGUGCCAUUACCACCAUGGCGCCAACCCACUCUACUCCAAGCCCAAGAUGCCAUUGCCCGAGUUCACCAUCAAGCACUACGCAGGCAAAGUCACCUACCAGGUGCACAAGUUCCUGGACAAGAACCACGACCAGGUGCGUCAGGACGUGCUGGACCUAUUCAUUCGGAGCCGGACUCGGGUGGUGGCACGCCUCUUCUCCAGCCAUGCCCCCCAGGCUGCCCCUCAACACCUGGGCAAGAGCAGCUCCAUCACCCGUCUCCACAAGGCCCACACCGUGGCAGCCAAGUUCCAACAGUCGCUCCUGGAUCUGAUCGAAAAGAUGGAGAGGUGUAACCCCUUGUUCGUGCGCUGCCUGAAGCCCAAUCACAAGAAGGAGCCAGGCCUCUUUGAGGCGGAGGUGGUCAUGGCCCAGCUGCGCUAUUCCGGGGUGCUGGAGACCGUGCGGAUCCGCAAGGAGGGCUUCCCGGUGCGGCUGCCCUUCCAGGCGUUCAUCGACAGGUACCGCUGUCUAGUGGCCCUUGAGCACAACCUGCCAGCCAGUGGGGACAUGUGUGUGUCCGUGCUGAGCCGCCUGUGCACAGUCAUGCCAAACAUGUACCGCGUUGGCGUCAGCAAGCUCUUCCUUAAGGAACACCUCCACCAGCUCCUGGAGAGCAUGCGGGAGCAUGUCCGGAACCUGGCAGCCCUCACUCUGCAGCGCUGCCUUCGUGGCUUCUUCAUCCAGCGCCGUUUCCGCUCCUUACGCUGCAAGAUCAUCCUGCUGCAAAGUCGAGCCCGAGGCUACCUGGCCAGGCAGCGGUAUCAGCAGAUGAGAAAGAGUCUGGUGAAGUUCCGGUCCUUAGUGAACACAUAUGUGAGCCACCGGCGCCGCCUCAAGCUGAGGGCAGAGCGGAGGCUCCGGGUGGAGGAGGUGCGGCUACGGGAGCAGGAGGAGCUGAGCAAGCGGGAGGUGGUAGCUGUGGGACACCUGGAGGUACCAGCGGAGCUGGCUGGGCUCCUGCGAGCGGUGGCAGGCCUUAGGCCAGCGCAGAUGCCCCGGGUGGCCCCUGUUCGGACUCCCCGGCUCCAGGCUGAGCCCCGUGUCACACUGCCCCUGGAUAUCAACAACUACCCCAUGGCCAAGUUUGUCCGGUGCCACUUCACGGAACCUGCCUUCGGGAUGCUGACGGUGCCCCUGAGGAUGCCCCUCACUGGGCUGCCAGUAGAGCACCACGCAGAAGCCGUGAGCGUCUUCAAGCUGGUCCUGCGUUUCAUGGGUGACCCCCACCUGCACGGUGCCCAGGAGCGCGUCUUCGGGAACUACGUUGUGCAGAAAGGGCUGGCAGUGCCCGAACUCCGGGACGAGAUCCUGGCACAACUGGCCAACCAGGUGUGGCGCAACUCCAGGACCCACAAUGCCGAGCGGGGCUGGCUCUUGCUGGCUGCCUGCCUCAGUGGCUUUGCACCUUCCUCACGCCUCAACAAGUACCUGCUCAAGUUUGUGUCUGAUUAUGGGCGGGGCGGCUUCCAGGCCGUGUGUCAGCAUCGCCUCAUGCAGGCCAUGGGCCGGGCCCAGCAGCAGGGCCCCGGGGCUGCCCGCACCUUCCCUCCCACCCAGCUCGAGUGGACAGCAGCACAGGAGAAGGCCAGCAUGGCUUUGGAUGUGGGCUGCUUCAACGGCGACCAGUUCUCCUGCCCGGUACACUCCUGGAGCACGGGGGAGGAGCUGGCUGGAGACAUCCUGAGGCACAGGGGCCUGGCGGACGGCUGGCGGGGCUGGACGGUGGCGAUGAAGAAUGGGGCCCAGUGGGCAGAGCUGGCAGGCCACGACUACGUGCUGGACCUGGUGUCAGACCUAGAGCUGCUCAGGGACUUCCCACGACAGAAGUCCUACUUCAUUGUGGGUGCAGAAGGGCCCGUGGCUGGCAGAGGAGGCCCGAGAGCGGUGUUUGGGAACAGCUGGGACUCAGAUGAGGACACGCCCACUAGGCCCCAACCACAGGGGCACAUGCCCAACGUGGCUGACUCCAAUGGGUACUGCAGCCACAAUGAGGACAGUACAGAUGGGGAGACUGAGGCCCAAAGAGGUACAACAACCCGCCCAGGCCUGGACAGCCCUGGAGAGCCUGCUGUGUCCCACAAGGGCCUGGACUGCUACCUGGACAGUCUCUUCGACCCCGUGCUGUCCUGCGGGGACGCGGACCUGGAGAAGCCAACAGCCAUUGCCUAUCGCAUGAAAGGGGGAGGCCAGCCUGGCGGCGGUGGCAGUAGCAGCACUGAAGACACUCCCAAGAGACCCCCAGAGCCAAACCCAAUCCCAGCCCUGGACGCCUCCACAUUGGCUCUGCAGCAAGCUUUCAUCCACAAACAGGCCGUGCUGCUGGCCAGAGAGAUGACCCUGCAGGCCAUGGCCCUCCAGCAGCAGCCCCUGAGUCCUGCCCCAAGGCCCUUCCCCCCGGAGAAGCCCCAAGCCCCCGAGGCACGGCCCAAGCUCGUGGGCACUGGACCCCCCGCCAAGCCCGUGCUCCUGCGCUCCCCUCCGAAGCCCUUGACCCCCGCCCCUCCGGCCAAGGCCCCCCGGCCCCCCACCAAGCCCGUGGCUGCCCCCAUUCUAGCUCAGGACCGGUCUUCUCCAGAAACCACUUUGCCCUGCCCCGAGCUGGUCCGGUACUCCACACUCAACUCGGAGCACUUCCCGCAGCCCACGCAGCAGAUCAAGAACAUCGUCAGGCAGUACCAGCAGCCGCCCCAGGGCGGGAAGCCCAAGGCCCUCAGGAAGGACUGCGGGAGGGUGUUCGUGAAGCGGCCAGACCCCCACGAGGAAGCCCUGAUGAUCCUGAAGGGGCAGAUGAGCCACGUGGCGACAGCACCUGGCACGCAGGUGCCCAGGGAGGCUGUGGCCCUGGUGAGGCCAGUGACCAGCGCACCGAGGCCACCCAUGCGACCCACUCCAGCACUGCCCUCGAGGUCGCUGGAGCCCGCCGAGGAUCCAGUGCAGACGCAGCUGCACCGCCUCCCCAACCCCAGUUUUUAUGGCUACCAGGACCCCCCCUGGCAGAUCUUCCUGCGCAAAGAGGUGUUUUACCCGAAGGACAGCUACAGCCACCCCGUGCAGCUGGACCUCCUGUUCCGGCAGAUCCUGCAUGACACGCUCUCCGAGGCCUGCCUGCGCAUCUCCGAGGACGAGAGGCUCAAGAUGAAGGCCCUGUUUGCCCAGAACCAGCUGGACACGCAGAGGCCCCUGGUGACGGAGAGCGUGAAGCGGGCUGUGGUCAACACCGCACGCGACAGCUGGGAGGUCUACUUCUCCCGCCUCUUCCCGGCCACGGGCAGCGUGGGCACGGGCGUGCAGAUCCUAGCUGUGUCCCACACGGGCAUCAAGCUCCUGCAGAUGGCCAGGGGCAACCGGGAGGCCAGUGGGCAGCUGCGUGUCCUGCGCGCGUACAGCUUUGCAGAUAUCCUGUUUGUGACCAUCCCCUCCCGGAACAUGCUGGAGUUCAACCUGGCCAGCGAGAAGGUCAUCCUCUUCUCAGCCCGCGCUCGGCAGGUCAAGACCCUGGUGGACGACUUCAUCCUGGAGCUGAAGAAGGACUCGGACUACGUGGUUGCUGUGAGGAACUUCCUGCCUGAGGACCCGUCGCUGCUGGCCUUCCACAAGGGCGACAUCAUCCACCUGCAGCCGCCGGAGCCGCCCCGCCUGGGCUACAGCGCCGGCUGUGUCGUCCGCAAGAAGGUGGUAUACCUGGAGGAGCUGCAGAGGCGAGGCCCUGACUUCGGCUGGAGGCUCGGGGCCAUCCACGGGCGCGUGGGGCGCUUCCCUUCCGAGCUGGUGCAGCCCGUGGCCGCCCCCGACUUCUUGCAGCUGCCCGCGGAGCCCAGCCGGGGUCGUGCCGCUGCCGUGGCCGCCGCCGUGGCCUCCACGGCUGCCGCACGGGAGGUGGGCCGCAGGAGAGAGGGUUCCCCCAUCAGGACCGGCUCGGCUGGUCAUGGGGAGGAUGUCCUGGCUCCCCCACCACGCACGAUGCUGGCGUUUGCCCAGAAGUAUUUCCGUGACCCUCAGAGGAGACCCCAGGACGGCCUCAGACUCAAAUCCAAGGAGGGCCGGGAGUCCAGAACCUUGGAGGACAUGCUUCGCUUCACCAAGAGCCCGCUCCAGGAAUCCCUCAUCGAGCUCAGCGACGCCAGCCUCAGCAAGAUGGCCACCGACAUGUUCCUAGCCGUGAUGCGGUUCAUGGGGGACGCCCCGCUGAAGGGCCAGCGCGAACGGGAUGUGCUCUGCACCCUCCUGAAGCUGUGCGCCGAGCAGGAGGCCCUGCGGGACGAGUGCUACUGCCAAGUGGUGAAGCAGCUCACAGACCGCGCCGGCGGCGAGCAGGACAGCUGCCAGCGGGGCUGGAGGCUGCUGUACAUCGUGACCGCCUAUCACAGCUGCUCGGAGGUCCUCCGGCCACCCCUCGUCCACUUCCUCCAGGAUGUGAGCCAGAGCCCAGGCCUGCCCUUCCAGGGAAUCGCCAAGGCCUGUGAGCAGAACCUGCAGAAAACCCUGCGCUUCGGCGGCCGUCUGGAGCUGCCCAGCAGCAUGGAGCUCCGGGCCCUGUUGGCGGGCCGCAGUUCCAAGAGGCAACUCUUCUUCCUCCCUGGGGGCCUCGAACGCCAUCUCAAAAUCAAAACGUGCACCGUGGCCCUGGACGUGGUGAAGGAGAUCUGUGCUGAGAUGGCCUUGACUCGCCCUGAGGCCUUCGAUGAAUAUGUCAUCUUUCUUGUCACCAACCGAGGCCAGCACGUGUGCCCACUCAGCCGCUGCACCUACAUCCUGGACGUGGCCUCAGAGAUGGAGCAGGUGGACGGCAGCUACAUGCUCUGGUUCCGGCGUGUGCUCUGGGACCAGCCACUGAAGUUUGAGAAUGAGCUCUACGUGACCAUGCACUAUAACCAGGUCCUGCCCGACUACCUGAAGGGCCUCUUCAGCAGCAUGCCAGCCGGCCAGCCCCGCGAGCAACAGCUGCAGCAAGUGUCCAAGCUGGCGUCCCUGCAGCACCGGGCCCAGGACCUCUUCUACCUGCCCAGCAUACGGGAGGUCCAGCAGUACAUCCCGGCUCAGCUCUACCACUCCACGGCCGGCUCCACCUGGCUCAGCCUGGUCAGUCAGCACCGGCAGCAGACACAAGCGCUCAGCCCCCACCAGGCCCGUGCCCAGUUUCUGGGCCUCCUCAGCGCCUCACCCAUGUUUGGCUCCUCCUUCUUCUUCAUUCAGAGCUGCAGCAACCUUGCUGUGCCGGCCCCCAGCAUCCUUGCCGUCAACCAGAAUGGCCUCAACUUCCUCAGCACUGAGACCCACGAGCUGAUGGUGAAGUUCCCCCUGAAGGAGAUCCAGUCGACGUGGACCCAGCGGCCCACAGCCAGCUCCAGCUACCCCUACGUGGAGAUCGUGCUGGGGGAUGUGGCAGCCCAGUGCACCAUGCAGCUGCAGCUGGAGCAGGGCCUGGAACUGUGUCGAGUGGUGGCUGUGCACGUGGAGAACCUGCUCAGUGCCCGGGAGAAGCAGCUCACGCUGCCCCCCAGUGAGAUCACGCUGCUCUGACCCAG